UUUAACAGGUCUAUUUAUAUUUCAGGAGCAGAACCGCUUUUGAAAAGAACAAGACUGACGUCUUUCGGAUCAAAACACACAAUGUUGGGCCAAUAAAGAAGAUCAGAAUUGAGCAUGAUAACACGGGCAUGAGCGCCAGCUGGUUCCUGGACCGGGUCAUUGUGACUGACAUGAACAGGCCACACCUCCGCUUCUUUUAUGCCUGCAAUAAUUGGCUGAGCAGAGAAGAGGGGGAUGGACUUACCGUUCGAUAUCUGCUGGGCAGCCUUAACCCCAUGGACAUUCCCAAACAGAACAAAUACAUCGCCAGCGUCUUCACUAUGGAUGCUAAAGGCAGUGGAACGGACGCUGAUGUCUAUUUAACUAUUUUUGGAGAAUUUGGUGACACAGGAGAACGUAAGCUGGUCAGCGAGGGGAAGGACAAUUUCGAGCGAGGCAACGAGGAUAAAUUCACCAUAGAGGCCCCGAAUCUUGGCAGACUCCGAAAGAUCACUAUCGGACACAACAACAAGGGGUCUUCUGCCGGAUGGGCCUGUGACAAAGUUGUGAUUGAUGACAUGGGGAAUAAAGAAGUGUACGAGUUUCCUGUCGAUGCCUGGUUUGAUAUCUCAGAAGGGGAUGGAAAAAUACAGAGAGACGUGCUUGUCGGAGCCACACAACCCAUGGCGAUUGUGUAUAACGUGCAGGUGAUGACGGGUGAUAUCCGCGGAGCAGGUACCAACUCAAAGAUUCAUCUGGUGAUGCACGGCCACAAGGGCAUUAAGAACAGCGGUAAGAUAUUCCUGGAGGGCGGCACGUUCGAGCGCGCUCAGAUCGACAUCUUUAACGUGGAGCUCCUGGAAUUGCUCAGCCCGCUCAGCAGAGUCACCAUCGGACACGACAACGCCGGGAUUAGCUGCGGCUGGUACUGUGAAAAGGUGACGGUGUACUGCCCGUUCACAGGUCUCGAGCAGGUGUUUCCCUGCGGCAGGUGGCUGGAUGAAGACGAGGGAGAUGGACUGGUGGAGCGAGAGCUUUAUGAGAUGGUCUCGCUGAGGCAGAGAAGACUGAAAAAAUUCCCCUGGUCUUUGUGGAUCUGGACAUCUGAGAUCAAAGGCGCGGGCACAGACGCGCAGGUGUUCCUGCAGGUGUACGGAGAGAAGGGCAAGAGCGAUGAGAUGAAACUCGAGAGCAAAUCGGACAGUUUUGAACAGGGACAGUGCGACAAGUUCAUCAUCGAGAUGCCUGAUAUUGGGAAGAUUCGCAAGCUGAGAAUCUGGCACGAGAAGAGGCAUCCGUUCUCUGGCUGGCAUCUUGGCAGGGUGACAGUGAUGAAGACCUUCACGAGAGAAAAAUACUCAUUUGCGUGUAACCGUUGGCUGGACAUCAAUGAAGAUGAUAAUGAGAUCAUCAGAGAACUACCGGCAACUGGAGCUCUUGUGCCAGAACCUUUACCACUUAUGAAGUAUCGUGUGACCAUUUGUACGGGGAACAUCAGUGGCAGUGGAACGGAUGCCAGUGUUUAUUUGAACAUCAUUAGUGAUUCGGGUGAUACAGGAGAACGUCUGAUGUUCAUGAGUAAAAACAACGUCAACAAGUUUGAGAAGGGAAACGCUGAUGAGUUCAUCGUAGAGGCGGUUUCACUAGGACAGAUCAGGAGGGUUCGGAUUGGCCACGACGGCCGUGGCGGAGGCUGUGGUUGGUUCUUGGAUAAAUUGAUGAUCAGAGAGGAGGGGCAACCUGAGAACACAUCCAUCGAAUUUCCAUGUUACAGAUGGUUGGAUCGUAAUGAGGACGACGGGCAGAUCGUGAGAGAGUUAGUUCCCACAGACGACGGUCAGCGUUUGUUCACUGUUAGUUAUCACAUUGCUAUAAAGACGGGCAAUAUAAACGGCGCCAGCUCGGAUUCUAAGGUGUUUGUGAAGCUGUACGGAGAGAAGGGCGACACCAACAAGAUGCUUCUGGUCGUCUCCGAUAACGACCUGGGAAACUAUUUCGAGACCGGACAAACAGACAUCUUCACCAUAGAAACAUUUGACAUCGGCAAGAUAAACAGGCUGCUGAUUGGUCACACGAACGAAGGCCUGCGAGCCGGUUGGUUCCUGGACAGCCUUCAAAUCUGGGUCCCGGUACACAGGGUUCAGUACAUGUUCCCCAGUCAUCGCUGGCUCUGUAAGGACGAGGCUGAUGGGAAGGUGGAGGUGGAAAUCUAUCCCAGCGAGACACUAGAGAUUGAGAAAUUGAUCAAUUACGAGGUUACCGUGGUGACGGGGGACGUCUGGGCCGCGGGGACAAACGCCAAUGUCUUCCUGCAGAUAUACGGCGAAGAGGGUAAAACCGAAUUAAUUCAGCUUAAAAGCCGAUCCAACAACUUUGAGAGAGGAACCACUGAGAUCUUCAAGAUCGAGGGUCUAGAUGUAGGACGUGUCUAUAAGAUCCGGAUCGGUCACGACGGGUCUGGAGUCGGACCAGGAUGGUUCCUGGAGAAAGUGGAUGUGAAGCGGUUGGUCAUGGCAAUGGUGAAACCGGAGAAGAAGGAGGACGACAAGAAAGACAAGAAGAAGAAAAAAAAGAAAAAGGAGGAGGAGGAGUCUCCGGGUGAACUGCGGGAGGUCGUUCAAUCUUACAGCUUCCCGUGUGGCCGAUGGCUCGCUCGUGGUGAGGAGGAUGGAGAGAUACUCGCGGAGCUGCGUGCCGAGGACUAUGAAGAUUUGGAAGAUAACACGUAUGAGGUCCAUGUGUUCACCGGCACUAUGCUCGGGGCCGGAACAGAUGCGGGGGUUUACAUGAACAUUUAUGGAGAAAUGGGCGACACGGGUGAACGAAAACUACGCAAGUCAAACCACCUGAACAAGUUCGAGCGCGGACAGGAGGACGUGUUCACAAUCACUGGGAUGGAUCUGGGACUGUUGAAGAAACUGAGGAUUCGUCAUGACAACAAGCAAGCGAACGCUGCCUGGUACCUCGACCGCGUCGAGAUCUUUGAUACCAAAGAGGAAACCAUGUAUUUUUUCCCCUGUCAGCGCUGGCUGGCUGUGGAUGAAGAUGACGGACAGCUGGGCCGUGAGUUAGUGCCUGUAGACGAGGCCUUCAUGAAGAGAGAUGAGGACGAUGAAGACGAGUCGUCGCCCGCUCAGCUCGGACUAGAGCAAAAAGCCAUGUCAACCACGUUUACACUGAGAGUGAAAACAGGAGAGAAGCAGUACGCUGGAACGGAUGCAAAUGUUUUCGCUGUUUUUUACGGGACCAAAGAUGAUACAGGCAUCAUCAAUCUAAAGGCGUCAAAGAAGCGCAAGAAUAAAUUUGAGGUGGGAGUGAUCGAUGAGUUCACGAUAGAGGCAGUGGACAUCGGCAAACUCAAGAGAAUCCGGAUUGGACACGACAAUUCAGGUGGUUCUCCGGGUUGGUUUCUGGACUGGGUGGAGAUCGACGCUCCGUCUCUCGGGCAGCUCUUGCGCUUUCCCUGCGGCCGUUGGUUGGAUAAAGGAGAGGACGAUGGUGCCAUUGUCAGAGACCUGUCCCCUAAUGAACUACAGACACAACUAUACACACCCUUUGUUCCCUAUGAGAUCAAAUUCUUCACCAGCGAUAUAUUUGCCGCGGGCACAGACGCAGACGUCUUCAUCGUGCUGUACGGUCAGAACGGUGUGUGUACAUCUCAGAAGUCUCUCUGUGUCACUAAGAGAGAGAGGGGAAUGUACUUUGAGCGAGGAGCGGAGGACAUGUUCAUUGUAGAGUUGGAGGAUAUUGGUGAUAUCAUUGAGAAAAUCCGUAUCGGUCAUGAUAAUCGUGGAGUGAAUCCUGGAUGGCAUUUGGACCGGGUGGAAAUUCGCAGGCUGCUCCGGAAUGGAAAGGGUUCUGAGACGGUGAUUUUCCCUUGUGAGGGCUGGCUGGCUCGAUCGGAGGAGGACGGUGAGACGAUUCGAGAGCUGGUGCCUUCUGACAUCAUCGUCGAGAAACUAUCACGAGACGGGACACUGAAAGUCAUCGAGACAGAGGUGGACGAUGCACUGGAGAUUCACACGUAUACAGUGGCAAUAACCACAGGGGACGUGUGUGGAGCGGGAACUGAUGCCAAUGUUUUCAUCACCGUGUAUGGAGACAUGGGCGACACCGGAGAACGCAAACUCAGCAAAUCAGAGAACAGCAACAAGUUCGAGAGAGGAUCGGUGGACACGUUCACUCUGGAGGCUGUGGAUCUGGGCCAGGUGUUCAAGAUCCGUAUUCGUCACGACAACAGCAUGCUCAGUGCUGAUUGGUACCUGGAGCAGGUGGAAGUGCUGGAUCAGGACACAGAGGAGGUGUUUCUGUUCUUGUGUGAGCGAUGGCUCUCUCGCAAGCGUGAGGACAGACGGAUCGACAGGGUCUUCUACGUUAAGGAUUUUGAGGAAGAGCGAGAAACUGCUUUCUGUCCCAUUAAAAACGUGACGAAUCUGGACAGCAACAUGAACAAGAAAAACAAGAAACAACAUUCAGAGGAGGAUGAAGAGGAGGAGGAGGAGCAGUCACUGAUUCCGUACCACUUCACGGUCACGACGGGUGUGGAACGGGACGCCGGGACGUCUAGCCGUGUGUAUGUCAUCAUCAUCGGGAAGAAAAACAGGAGGACGGAACGCCUCUGGCUCGACUUUGAUGGGAAGAGCGGAUUCCAGCCCGGAUCUUUGGAUUACUUCACCUGUUAUGGAGCUGAUGUUGGAGAGAUCAAGAAAGUGCAACUGGGUCAUGACGGAGCGACUCCAGAGAGCUGCUGGCUGGUGGAAGAACUGUCUGUGGAGGUCCCGACUAAAGCCGUGCGCUUUGUGUUCCGCUGUAAGAGCUGGCUGGCCAAAGACAGAGGAGAUGGACUCACCGCACGCAUGCUGAACGUGCAGGAUGCAGAAAUGAUUAACAUCUCACAGAAGGUCAUCUAUGAGGUGACUGUCCUCACAGGAGACGUCCUGCAUGCUGGAACAGACACACAGAUUUACCUCACUGCGUUUGGAGUCUACGGCACAUCGGAGGAGAUGCUGCUGCCAAAACUAGAGGACAGGUUUGAGCGAGGCCAGAAAGACGCUUUUAAUCUGGAGAUCGAGGACAUCGCUCCUCUGAGGAAAAUGAGAGUGCGUAUAGACGGUUCCGGAAGCCGACCGGACUGGUUUUUAGAGAAGAUUGAACUUCAUAACCUGCAGACGGAUGAGGUGGCGUUGUUUGUGUACGAGGAAUGGCUGUCUCGCUCGUACGGGCCCAAGCGAACGCUCAUAUGUGAGAUGCCGGCCAUUAUAAAUGAUGAAGAAAUGGUGGAGCUCACCAUCUACACGGUGUCUGUGAAGACCAGCGAUGCCACCGCGGCGGGAACUGAUGCUAAUGUGUGGAUGAUUAUUUUCGGCGAAAACGGCGACACCGGAACGCUCGCUCUGAAAGAAAGCUCAAACACAAACAAGUUUGAGCGCAAACAGACCGACACUUUCCGCUUUCCUGAUAUCCUGGGCUUGGGCGAGCUCUCGAAAGUACGCAUUUGGCACGACAACUCAGGCCCGGCUCCUGGUUGGCAUCUGGAGUAUGUGGAAGUGCAUGACGACAUCUUGGGAAAGAAGUUUCGUUUCCAGUGUGACCGCUGGCUUGCCAAGAACGAGGACGAUGGACAGAUAAUGAGAGAGCUGGCAUGUGCCAACAAUGACGCGGUGGAUUUCGAUGAAAAAACAAAAUAUGAGAUUCUGGUAACCACAGCGGAUACAGAUGACGCAGAAACCAAAGAAAACGCCUGGGUCGUUCUGGAAGGGAAAAAAGGACGUUCUAAAGAGAUUGUGUUGGAGAACGUGACAAAGAAAAAGCGUUUUUUGCGCGGCUCUACAGACCGAUAUGAGUUCUCCUCUAAGGAGCUGGGUGACAUCGCCAGUAUUUGUCUGGGACACAUCCCUAAAGAUGGAAAGAAGGUCAAAACGGAGGCCUUCUGGACUGUGGAUGAGGUCGUGGUCGUAGAAAAGGAGCUGGGCAACAAGUAUAUCUUUCACUGCGACGCCGCCAUUCCUCUGUCCUCCAAACGAGACGAGUUCCAGACCUUCGAGUGCACCAAAUUCAUCGAGAGUUUUACCAGCAAGGCCCAGAGCCUCGUGCCCGUGAAAUACGAGAUCAUCGUCAUCACGGGUGAUGAGAAAGGCGCGGGCACCGACGCCAACGUCUUCGUCACCAUCUUCGGCUCCAACGGUGAUUCUGGUCGGAGGCAGCUCUGCCAGAAGUUCCGCAACCUGUUUGAGCGCAGGAAGACCAACCGGUUUAUUCUGGAACUGCUGGACAUGGGCGACCUGCUCCGAGUGCACGUGGAGCACGAUAACACCGGACUCAGCCCCAGCUGGCUCCUGAGCAGGAUUGAGAUCACAAACACGGCCAACGGAGUGACGACCGUCUUCUUGUGUGGGAAAUGGCUGGACAAGAAAAAGUCUGAUGGGAGAACAAAGCGUGUCAUCUAUCCAAAGUAUUGAUGUUGAAUCGGACAAUCGAUUCAUGUUGCGAUCAGUAUCAGGAGAGAAUAUCUAAUGCGCAACAUGCUUAAUAUACAGUAUGUUACUUAAAGGUGACGCGUGGAUGCUAGAAACAACCAAAGGUGAUGCGUUCGACUUUCUCAACAUUGGUCCUACCAUAGAGAUGUAUACAUAGAUGUCCAACAUGACAACUCAAGCAUGUUUCUACAUUCCAUUUGGUGCCACGGGCGAAAUGACACACUUCACCUUCAAAUAUUGAAAUAGCAUGAAUAGAGAUUAAGAGAGGACAUGACGUCAUUUUGAUGUGUGGUUUGAACGGGAACCACUGAUGGUCUUCGUAGAGGCUGCUGCUUUUCUCAUGUCGUCUCAGGAACAAUGUGACUCAUGUUAGAACUGACUUACACAGUCCAUUUCUUUCUAAAAGUCAUGAAUCACAUUUCUCAAAUGUUGCAGAAUUGUUUUAAAUGAUCCCACUAUAACAUUAACCCAAAACACCCAAGAUUCAUCACAGCAGUCAGUCAGAAGAACUUUUAAAUGUAUUUAUGGCAAAGCUUCUGAGCUCUCAGGGUGCCACCGCAGACGUGCCUCAAAGUGUUUGAAUGGUUUUAUAAAUGCGUGAAUGUUUGUUAAUGUGAUUCAUUUUUACAUUAUUAUUACCUCUGUGAGGCUGAAAUCUGACACACAUUCAGGUGGGAACUUCGUGUGUGCUACAAUGUUUGUCAAGUAAAACUCAAUACUGAAUCCACGACUACUGUUCUGAUCUUGUGAAGUU
Triplophysa rosa is the source of this 7209-nucleotide messenger RNA. Its product is annotated as lipoxygenase homology domain-containing protein 1-like. The record is from RefSeq and is a predicted model, not a curated record. Gene Ontology annotation, molecular function: protein binding. The transcript is spliced from 40 exons. Lineage: Eukaryota; Metazoa; Chordata; Actinopteri; Cypriniformes; Nemacheilidae. The coding region runs from base 129 to 6437 and encodes 2102 amino acids.